AAAUAUGUAUCUGGUUUUAUUUAGAAUGACAGACAUAUAUUUAAGUUUAAACAAUGUUAGUACUGUCAGGCUUAAAUGGAAAAUACUUUUAUUUAAAGAAAAAAAACUGAUUUGUUUAUUUUGAAUGUAACCGCUAGUUCCACCAUAUUCAGUCUGUAUAAACUAGACUAAUCAAUGUGAAGUUGAAAGUGUCCGUGUAUCGGUAGUUACCACUUGGCAUUGCUUGGAAUUGACCCAUCACUUCUGUAUUUUGCAUGUUUUCGAGCUUUCAUAACUACGAUCGUAUCAACUGAACAUUUUGAUACAGAAUUUGUGAUUAUUAUACUUUUCUAUGGUAUUAUUGUAUAUUUUUUUCGUCUAAUUUGAUUGACAUGUAUCGCAUGUUUGGCGAGCAUUAAUUAUUGUAAUAGCUGGAUGGUCGUGAGUCAUUGAAGUGUCAUUUGAUGGUUCAAAUCCGGUAACUUGCUGAUCAUUCGCUAUUAUAUACAUUUUCCUGAAAGUACUUUUCCUUGGAAAGUAUUGUCAGAUUAAUCCACGAUUCCACGCCUUUAUACUGACGGUGGAAAAAACUAUGUAGUUGCGAUGGUUGCAAGCACAGCAACUGAUAUGACUGGAUCUAUAUAUCAUGAACGACAAGUGAAGGAGUUGUGUGCAUUACACGCGUUAAACAACUUGUUUCAAGAAAGAGGAUUUAGCAAACAAGAAUUAGAUCAAAUCUGUUACAGUCUAAGUCCUGAUGUAUGGAUCAAUCCUCAUAAAUCGUUACUAGGACUUGGAAACUAUGACAUUAAUGUUAUUAUGGCUGCUCUCCAAAGAAGAGGACGUGAAGCUGUAUGGUUCGACAAACGUAGGGAUCCUAAGUGUCUUCAUUUAGACAACAUUGAGGGUUUUAUACUUAAUGUUCCAACUGAAUACAAAUUAGGUUUUGUGCUACUUCCUUUGAAGCGACGACAUUGGAUUGCUCUGAAAAAGAUACAUGGUGCCUUUUAUAAUCUUGAUUCAAAACUGGACUCGCCGCAAUUAAUAGGAAAGGACAACGAUUUACUCAUAUAUCUAAAGGAUCAGAUAGAUAGCAAGGAGAAGGAACUAUUCCUUGUUGUUUCUAGAGAAAUUGAUAGCAAUCAAGGAUGGUUAAUAGAUACGUGUGAAAAUAAAGAUGACAAUAACGUGGAUCAUGAUUCCAUUAGGUAUAUUGAGGAUGGAUACCCAGACAUAGAUUUGAAAAAAUCUGAGUCUAAGGAAUUAAACGAAAAUGAAGAAUUCCUAGAUAACAAAAAUUCUAGAUAAUUGGAGCUACAUGCACCAUGCUCCAUUCAAUUAUUUAUUCAUUCCGUUGUUGCAAAUUUAAGGCAAGGUGAUUGUAAUUAUCACAAGAAAAGGCUUGAACUUGUAUAAGAACAGAACAAAGAAAAAUUAAAACAGAUAAUGGAAAUUAUAUAAGUGUUUCACUGAGCAUUUUUUACAAUUAUAUUUUUAUUCGUAUCUAUGUGUUGACACAAAUGUGGUAUUUGUAUUUAUUUAUUUUUAUAUUUUAUGAGAAAAGAAUCAUUCGUGUAUGUAUAUAUAUAUAUAUAUAUAUAUAUAUAUAUAUAUAUAUAUACAUACACAUAUAUACACAUAGUGUUGUACUCAAGAAAGGAAGAUAUUGCUUUAUUAAAAGUUAACGUGUAUAAGAAAGGAACUCGUAUUUAAACAAUAGCUACUCAUAUGAAAGGAUAUUUAUGUGCAUAUCUACCGUGAUAUUAUUUAUAUGUGAUAAUCAUAUGUCAUUUUAAAACGCUUGUAUAAACACACUUGUAAUAUGGAAUUGUUAUGAUGGAUUUUAGGUUUCAUAACUCUUUUAACAAUAAAUGUGCUUGUAAUUUGUUU
This is a messenger RNA of Solenopsis invicta (red fire ant), 1869 nucleotides long. It is a transcript of the gene Josd, whose product is annotated as josephin-2. Gene Ontology annotation, biological process: protein deubiquitination. NCBI's taxonomy places the organism in Eukaryota, Metazoa, Arthropoda, Insecta, Hymenoptera, Formicidae. Gene Ontology annotation, molecular function: cysteine-type deubiquitinase activity. The transcript is spliced from 4 exons. Bases 583 to 1287 code for a protein of 234 amino acids. The record is from RefSeq and is a predicted model, not a curated record.